AUGUUCAAGAAAGAUUUGACACCCGGCGCCAAAAGCAAGGUCAAGUCAUCGGCCCAGCGCGCCAUCCGCGCAAAGGCCAUUGAGACCUAUCCUCGCCUCGAGCCCUACAUGGAUGAAAUUAUGCCAAAGAAAGAACAGAUCGAUCUUGUCAAGGUACUGUCGAGCAUGCACNCUGAUCGUGUCUCCCUCUACGUCCUUGGCUCUACUCCUCUCUUCUGGCAACAUAUGGACGAUCCUCUGAUACCCCACCUUUCUCUCGUUCACAAAUACCCUCAAUGCUUUGACAGGAUACGAAUUGAUCGUGGUGCUAUUCGUUUCGUUCUCUCUGGAGCUGCUCUCAUGGUGCCCGGCUUGACGUCUCCCGGCGGCCGCUUACCCGAUCCUUCGGUUAGCGAGGACGACAAAGAGGCCAACGAUGGCUAUGGAGGAAAAGAGUUGCAAGCAGGUGACAUUGUUGUCGUCGAAGCCGAAGGCAAGGAGAAUGCAUGCCUGGUCGGUGUUCUGAAGAUGGGCACCAAGGAUAUGAAGGAAAAGAAGAAGGGCGUUGGCCUUGAGAACGGCCACUACCUUGGUGACGGUCUCUGGAACCUGUCUCUCUAG
Molecule: messenger RNA, 600 nt
Organism: Aureobasidium musti
Lineage: Eukaryota; Fungi; Ascomycota; Dothideomycetes; Dothideales; Saccotheciaceae
Source: the annotation of a GenBank genome assembly